This is a messenger RNA of Acomys russatus (golden spiny mouse), 1745 nucleotides long. Its product is annotated as serine/arginine repetitive matrix protein 1-like. The record is from RefSeq and is a predicted model, not a curated record. The coding region runs from base 1 to 654 and encodes 217 amino acids. The transcript is spliced from 5 exons. Lineage: Eukaryota; Metazoa; Chordata; Mammalia; Rodentia; Muridae.
AUGGCAGGAAAGUUCUACAGAGUGCCUCAGCGAGAGAGGAAGCCUGGAACAGAUGUAGACAUUAGAGACUUAAAGAGACACAAAACUUGUACAAGAACAGAGUACUACACGUCUGAAAGGGAGCAGCUUCGGCCGCCCAGGUGCCGGGACCCCGCGGCUCGGGCGAGCCGACCCCCCACCCACCCAGCGCGGCCUACACCCCCACCCACCCCCCGCCGGCAACGCUGCGGCCGCCAGGGCCGCCGUGGCUCGCCGGACCCGGGGGAGAGCGCGCGGCGGCCGGCACGCGGUGCGGACGCGCCUCCCCGCCGGCCCGCGGCCCGCCGCGCACACUUACUUGAGGGGCCCGCCGGGCUCCAGGCUCGCUCUGAGGGGGAGCGAGCGUUGUCACCGCGUCGCCGGGCCGUCGCUCCCGCGUCCUCCUCGCCGCCGCCGCUUCUCCUCGGAGGGGUGGGCGGAGAGCUUAGCGAGAGCCCGGGCGUUUGCAACUUUUCUUCACUUUCUCUUCCACCGCCCCCCGAAAAGGAAGAAGGGGAAAAAAUGUCGACGACAGGGAUGAAGAAGUUGAGGAGGUACUUCCAGACCAUCUUUCAGAGGGAAAAAAGGAGCCCAUUUGGAGGAUACACUUCUGUGAAGAUUGCGACUCAGAUGUGAGCUGCUGAGGCUGGGGAAGGAGAGCCUGUUGAGAUGGAGCUGGAACCAGCCAGCUACAAAUCCCAGGGUGACAUGGGGGAAAUUUAGAAGGAAACUUCGUAUGGAACCGACCUAGAUCAUGACCCACAGACUGAACUGGGGUAAAGAGAAUGAGGAAGCUCAUUCCAGGAAGAGAAAACAAGUAUAGCUGGAGAAACAGAGGCGGGAAAAUUAUGUUAAAACAUUUGACUUCAGUAAUAUAAAGUCUGGAAAACAGUUUAGAGCUAGAUUACAUUAGGACCCAGCCAAAGAAUUUACAUGUUGUAAGUGACUAGAAAUGAUAGGAUUUUUUUAAUCAUAAAACUAUAUAAAUAUGUUACUAUAUGUUAUAUAUAAUUACAUACAUUAUUGCAAAACUAUACAUAUGCGUUGUAGAAAGUUAAAUUAGAUGCAGUGUAAAAAACAAAGUAAGAACCUUUUCACCUGGUCUGGUGGUCUUCACUAGAAACUCAGCACUCAAGAUGCUGAGGCAAGAGGGUUAAAGUGAGGUGGAGGCUUGCCGGAGCUACAUAACAAGGCUUGGUUUCACAGAAUGGGAAAAGAAUCACCACAUUCAGUGGUUACUUAAGAAAUAGAAAAACACUUUUUUUUAUUGUUACAUCUUUUAGUGGUGUGUUUUCUGUCCCUUCUUCCAACUUUAAUGAGGUAUAAUUGGCAAAUAGAAAUUAUAAACAUUCAAAGUAUAUGAUAUCAAGACAAGUGUAGGCUGUAAAAUUAACUUUUAUUCACCCAUUUCAAUUGUUGUCUCCGAGGAUUGCUGCCUCCUUCUGCUAACCUAGGCCUAGUCCUGGACGCGGCUAGCCUCUGUACAGUCUAACCUAGGCCUAGAAUGUUUUCAGCCUCUGACACUUAGUGCUUAAUAAGAUCACCCUUUCUCGUUCUUUCUGAGCUCAUAGCUGGCUGCUUCAACUUAGCUGUUCUGGCUCAAACUCUUCUCCCGGCUGACUUAUUUAAUCUGGCUUCACUUGGCCUCACACUAACUCAGCAAUCUGCUCCACUAUGCUGGCUUCUUCUCAUUUUCUGGCUCGUUCUGUCUUCCCCUGAUUUCUCAC